Messenger RNA from Diatraea saccharalis (sugarcane borer), 1270 nucleotides. The record is from the annotation of a GenBank genome assembly. Lineage: Eukaryota; Metazoa; Arthropoda; Insecta; Lepidoptera; Crambidae.
AUGGCAUCGUCAAGUCGAGUUUGUGUAAAUGAUCCGAACCAUUUUUGCUUCAUUUGCGGAGAGUAUAUGUUUAAAGAAUGCCGUUUAAAUGUGACAGCCUUCGUAAAUGAGGCUUACAAAAAUUACUUUGGUCAUCCACUGGAAAUGAAAAAUAAGCCUUGGAUUCCGCAAAAGGUAUGCAAAACGUGCGUUGAGUUUCUACGUUUGUGGACAAAUAAGAAAAGGAAUAAAUUUAGGUACCAAACCGCUAUGAAAGAACCCAUGAACCACCACGACGAUUGUUAUUUUUGUUUGGUGAACACUACUGCCAUUAACCGAAAAAAUCGAGCUAAGUGGGAAUAUCCUUGCAUACGGUCGGCAUAUAGACGUGUUUUGAGCCCUAACAUAUCCCCUGAACCUCAAGCUGGUGCACCACAGGAUGAGCUUGUGCAUUUAGAGGCAAAUACACACAGUAGUGAGAGUGAGUUUGAAUGUGACCUGGAUACACCAAAACCAUUCAACCAAGAUGAAUUAAGCGACCUUAUCAGAGAUUUGGGACUGCCAAAGUCUGCUUCAGAGCUUUUGCCGUCUAGGCUAAAAGAAAGAAACUUAGUAACAAAAGAAACUAAAAUUUAUUAUUACCGCACAAGAGAACAAAAUCUCCUCAAAUAUUUUGCUGAAGAAGAUGACUUCGUAUUUUGUAAAGAUGUACCUGGAUUAAUGGCUGCAAUGGCAUUACAAAAUUACGUUUCUAAAUGUGAUAAACCCACCUUUAGUAUCAAGGGAUCGUAUAAUUUUGCCUCCCUUACAUAUAAAACUAGGACUAAUAAAACAAUUUGUAAAAAGCCUUGACAAAAAUGGAAAUUGUUUCCUUUCCACAGAUACGAUCACUAAUAAAAGAUGCGAAUUUUACGGCCAACAUGACAGAUAAUGAGAAAAAUGCAUGGAAUGAGUUUGUCUGGCUUGUUCAAAAUUUUUUGGGAAAUAAGAAAAAUUCUGACUAUUCUCAACACAUUGACCAACUAAUGAGUCACUUUCAAAGGCUUGGAUGUAACAUGAGCAUCAAGUUACACUUUCUCCACAACCACCUGGAAUAUUUUCCCGCCAAUCUUGGGGAUCUAAGUGAAGAGCAGGGUGAGCGAUUCCACCAGGACAUUCGUACGAUGGAAGAACGCUAUCAAGGCUACUGGAACGCACACAUGAUGGCUGACUAUUGUUGGAGCAUUCAGAACAGCUCUCUGCCAUCACCUUCAAAAAGAAAAUCAAAUAAAAGGAAUUUUUUCCAACUUAA